This is a messenger RNA of Jatropha curcas, 4609 nucleotides long. RefSeq names its product phospholipase A I-like protein. The record is from RefSeq and is a predicted model, not a curated record. NCBI's taxonomy places the organism in Eukaryota, Viridiplantae, Streptophyta, Magnoliopsida, Malpighiales, Euphorbiaceae. Gene Ontology annotation, biological process: fatty acid metabolic process. Gene Ontology annotation, cellular component: membrane. Gene Ontology annotation, molecular function: glycerophospholipase activity; protein binding.
AACACCGAAAACUUGAAGAGUUUAACGGAUCAGCAGCGUCACCAGCAACAAUCUGAGUUCACGUCUGUUUCUUAUUAUUUUUCAUCUCUCUGUCUAUGAACUCCCGCCAUUAAUCCAACCUUCGGGUUCCAAACCCUAACCGCGAAUCAUUUCUCUCCCUAACCUCCAUUUUGAAGAUAACAAACUUCUCUCAUGAAAAAUUAAUCACUAACCGUUACUAUCUUGCCAUGAUCAAUCCGAACCGUGCGAUCAGAUCAAUUCUCGAGCGUUAAUUUUAUUCUUGUACAAUGUCUUGGGGAUUAGGUUCCUGGAAGCGGCCGUCAGAGGUCUUCCGUUUAACGCUGAAUUAUGGCACGGAGGAGUCCGAAGACGAUCUUAAUCGUAUAUCAACAUCAUCGUCGUCAAGCUCAUUAUCAUCGUCAUCUCCGUCGUUACCGAUGUCUCCACCUCGAGAUCAGGAUCUUGGAUUUCGGUUUGAUUUGGAUUGGACGGCUGGGGAUGACGAAGAUCAGGUGGCUUUAAGAUUGCAGUCGCAGUUGAUGGUGGCGUUGCCUUUACCACAGGACUGUGUGGAGGUGGAUUUGAAGGAGGAGAAGGGAGAGAAAGGAAAUGUUAGGGUGGAGAUGAAGGUGGUGAAGAGGAGGGAGCCGUUGCGAGGGAUGACGUUGAGCAAAGCUGGUUCCGGUCAGCAGAGCGAUGGAGUUGGGGUUUUGACCAGGUUAUUGAGGUGUAACCUGGCUACUGGGGGAUUUGGCGAUGGUUGUGGUGAGCAUUGGCGUAAUGUCACCUUGCUUAGCCUCUGCGGUUGCGGUUUAUCGGUACUGCCAGCUGAGCUAAUUGGAUUGCCGCUACUUGAGAAGCUUUAUCUUGAUAACAAUAGGCUCUCAGUUUUGCCACCAGAGCUCGGUCAACUGAAAAAUUUGAAAGUUCUCACUGUCGAUUACAACACAUUGAUUUCAGUUCCUGUUGAACUGAGGCAGUGCGUUGGACUGGUGGAAUUGUCUCUGGAACACAAUAAGCUUGUCCGGCCUCUUCUUGAUUUCAGGGCUGUGGCUGAGUUACAAAUUCUUAGGCUAUUUGGUAAUCCUCUGGAAUUCCUCCCUGAAAUUCUACCGCUGCGCAAACUUCGCCACUUGUCUCUUGCUAAUAUUAGGAUUGUAGCUGAUGAGAAUUUGAGAUCAGUAAACGUGCAGAUAGAGAUGGAGAACAGUUCUUAUUUUGGUCCAUCUAGACACAAGCUGAGUGCCUUCUUCUCUCUUUUAUUCCGUUUUUCUUCAUGUCAUCACCCAUUGCUGGCAUCUGCACUGGCAAAGAUAAUACAAGACCAAGGAAACCGUGUUGUUGUUGGUAAAGAUGAAAAUGCAGUACGGCAGCUUAUUAGCAUGAUAAGUAGUGACAACCAGCAUGUGGUUGAACAAGCAUGCUCUGCUUUAUCAUCUCUUGCCGGAGAUGUGUCUGUUGCAAUGCAGUUGAUGAAGUGUGACAUAAUGCAACCCAUUGAAACAGUGCUGAAAUCGGUUGCACAUGAAGAAGUAAUUUCUGUAUUACAAGUUGUGGCUACUUUGGCCUUUGGAUCUGAUACUGUAGCUCAGAAGAUGUUGACCAAGGAUAUAUUGAAAUCAUUAAAAUUGUUAUGUGCCCAUAAAAAUGUCGAGGUGCAAAGGUUAGCUUUAUUAGCAGUUGGAAAUCUAGCCUUUUGCUUGGAGAAUCGAAGCAUCUUGGUCACCUCUGAAAGUCUACGGGAUCUUCUGAUGCGGUUGACAGUUACGUCUGAACCACGUGUGAAUAAAGCAGCAGCUCGUGCUUUGGCAAUUUUUGGAGAAAAUGAAAACUUGCGGCGUGCCAUAAGGGGAAGACAAGUUGCAAAGCAAGGUCUGCGCAUACUCUCAAUGGAUGGAGGUGGAAUGAAAGGUCUGGCAACAGUACAGAUGCUUAAAACAAUUGAGAAGGGGACUGGAAAACGUAUACAUGAGUUGUUUGACCUUAUAUGUGGCACAUCAACGGGUGGUAUGCUGGCCGUUGCUCUUGGUAUCAAGUUGAUGACCUUGGACAAAUGUGAGGAAAUAUAUAAAAAUCUCGGAAAACUAGUCUUUGCUGAGCCUACACCAAAGGAUAAUGAAGCUGCAAGCUGGAGAGAGAAGUUGGAUCAGCUUUAUAAAAGUUCAUCGCAAAGUUUUAGAGUUGUUGUACAUGGAUCUAAACACAGUGCAGAUCAGUUUGAGAGGUUGUUAAAGGAAAUGUGUGCUGAUGAGGAUGGGGAUCUGUUAAUAGAAUCAGCAGUAAAAAACAUUCCCAAAGUUUUUGUUGUAUCAACUUUGGUCAGCGCGAUGCCAGCUCAACCAUUUAUAUUUCGCAAUUAUCAGUAUCCUGCUGGAACACCUGAAGUGCCUUUUUCAAUUUCGGAAAGUUCAGGGGUUACUGUGUUAGGAUCACCUACAACUGGUGCUCAAGUUGGCUAUAAACGCAGUGCUUUUAUUGGAAGUUGUAAGCAUCAUGUUUGGCAAGCUAUUAGAGCAUCAUCUGCUGCUCCAUAUUAUCUUGAUGAUUUCUCAGAUGAUAUACACCGUUGGCAAGAUGGUGCUAUAGUGGCAAACAACCCUACUAUCUUUGCCAUGAGGGAAGCACAACUCUUAUGGCCUGACACAAACAUUGACUGCUUGGUUUCAAUUGGCUGUGGUUCUGUUCCAACGAAGGCAAGGAAAGGGGGUUGGCGUUAUUUGGACACUGGGCAAGUGUUGAUUGAGAGUGCAUGUUCAGUGGACCGAGUUGAAGAAGCUUUGAGCACAUUGCUACCUAUGCUCCCUGCAAUACAGUAUUUUCGCUUUAAUCCAGUUGAUGAACGUUGUGAUAUGGAGCUGGACGAAACUGAUCCAGCUGUCUGGCUAAAGUUGGAAGCUGCAGUUGAGGAAUAUAUCCAAAAUAAUUCAGAAGCCUUUAAGAAUGUUUGUGAGAGACUACUUUUACCCCAUCAGCAUGAUGAUAAGAUUUCAGAUACUUUGAAAACCCAGCAAUUCCCCAAGGCAAAGGUAUCAAAAGCAGAUGAGAAUACUCCUUCUUUGGGUUGGAGGCGUAAUGUGCUACUUGUUGAAGCUUUGCAUAGUCCUGAUUCAGGUAGGAUUACGCACCAUGCUCGGGCACUUGAAUCAUUUUGUGCCCGGAAUGGAAUUAGAUUAUCUCUCAUGCUUGGGGCGUCCGGAAUUGCAAUGACAGUGCCAACAACAACAUUCGCUUCACCAUUUACGUCACCUCUGAUUACUGGAAGCUUCCCAUCAAGCCCACUUCUAUAUAGUCCUGAUUUUGGCCCCCAGCGGAUUGGCCGAAUUGACAUGGUGCCGCCUUUAAGCUUGGAUGGAAUUCAAUCUGGAAAGAAUGCUUCAUCACCACCAAUGUCUCCUUCAGCACGCCGACAGUUAUCUUUACCUGUCCGGUCAUUGCAUGAAAAGUUACAGAAUACUCCACAAGUUGGAAUUGUACAUUUAGCCCUUCAAAAUGACUCAUUGGGAUUGAUAUUAAGCUGGCAGAAUGAUGUUUUUGUUGUUGCCGAACCUGGAGAUCUUGCAGAUAAGUUUCUCCAAAGUGUAAAAUUUAGCUUGUUAUCAAUGAUGCGUAGCCGCUGCAAGAAGUUUACAUCACUCAUUUCCAAUAUUUCAACUAUUGCUGAACUGGUUCGCUAUAGACCAUACUUCCAAGUAGGAAAUGUUGGCCAUCGUUAUAUUGGACGACAGACACAGGUUAUGGAGGAUGACCAAGAAAUUGCAGCAUAUAUGUUUCGCAGAACAGUUCCUUCUAUGCAUUUAACACCUGAUGAUGUUCGCUGGAUGGUUGGAGCUUGGAGGGACAGGAUCAUAAUAUGCACAGGGACCUAUGGACUUACUCCAUCUUUAAUUAAGGCCUUCUUGGAUUCUGGUGCAAAAACUGUUAUCUGCCCUUCUGCAGAUCCCCAAGAAAUCCCACUGAUAUCAGCCUAUGGAUCAGGGGAGUUCCCUAACCUGGAGAGUGGGAGGUUUGAGAUUGGAGAGGAAGAGGCAGACAAUGAAGAGGUGGAACCUGCCAGUCCAACAAGCGAUUGGGAAGAUAGCGAUCCUGAGAAGAAUAUAGAUCAUUCUAUGGGCUUUUGGGAUGAUGACGAAGGGGAAUUGUCACAGUUUGUCUGUCAGUUGUAUGACGCAUUGUUUCAGGAAGGGUCAAGAGUAGAUGUUGCUCUACAAAAUGCUCUUGCUUCUCAUCGGAGGCUGAGGUAUUCUUGCCAUCUUCCUGGUAUACAACUUUGAAUACUAUUUACAUGAAAUCGAAACCAGAAACUGUUAAAGAUAAAGGCAAAAAGGAUAAAGAAAAUAAGAAUACAAGAGUAUAUUUCCAAUUUUGAGGCUGAUGUAAAACAAUUAUGUUGUUUGUUAUUCAUUUCAGAACUGUAGUAAAUAGCAUAUACCAUGAGUCUAGGACGCUGUUUUUAAUUUUACAGAUCUAUUAUCUAAAUCGAACUUGUACUUUCUCAUUUGAGUCUUGCAUCUGCAAAACAUCUGGUGUCACUGAGCGAUACCAAUAAGAUGAUUGCAUAGUUAAUCUCUCGUCUUCUUUUAGAAUAAAGGAACAGUCAGAGGAUUACACA